CGAAAUUUACUGUUGUUCAUAUAUACUUUUACAGAAUUCUUUAAAUUUUGAUUUAAAAUAUAAACUGCGAUACCUGAUUACAUCAUAACGGAAGAACGGGCCAUGACUCACUUCGUACUAUUGUUGAUUGUUCUACUUAUAAGAUCUUCCUUUGGCCAAAAUGACGAGUUCCGUUCACUUGGUGAUUCAGAUAGUUCUGCCGCAUAUGCUGAUGCUGAAUACUCGAACGAGCCAGUAAACGUAUACUUGCGAUCCGUAGCUUCAUACACAGCACCGCCUGGAGAGUUUGAACGAUUUCGGGAAACUUUCAAUGUCCUGUUCGAAUCUCCAAGCGUAGCAAAUGAAAAAGUGUUUAAUCGCUUAACCGAUCCUUUAUUGAUGGACUAUUGGACAUGGGAUGAUAUAGGGCAUUGCAUUGCAACAAAAGCAAAUGAAAGAGAUACAAGCUUGAGCGAAUCACAGUUGGUUGAAGUGAGAGAGGCAAUAGAACUAAUAGAGGAGAAAAAAGUAGAGGCGAUUCGGCCAGGGGGGAAUCUUUUCUUCGAAAGUAUGAACGAUUCCAGAUCUCCUUUAGAUUGUGAAAUCGGGCAUUUCGUCACUAACGAAUAUUACACAAACAUUACUAAAUCGGUGGAGAGGGCUUGGAACUGUUACCGUUAUCUUCCAGCAUUAUGGCUCUCUGUAAUAAAGGCUAAUAAAAAAACAUGCAGUUUGAAAGAUGCGAUGACAUCUGUUGUUGAAGUUGGACAGACAGCGGAUCAUCCACAAGAGCCAAAUAACCCCAGAAUCGUCGAACGUAAUUCCAAGUUACUUUACACGAUUUCCAAACCUGAGAAUCUGAAUUACAUAAAAAAGUAUCUUUGUCCCCAUCAUGAAGUAUCAACGUGCACGGUGGUUGAGAACGUGAUCUGUAAACCAGGGUACUCUGCUGUUUUGCAACUUACGGAACAGCUUCAAAAUGCUUCCCAAAACAGCCCUCCUUCAGAUUCUACAGAGAUGUUCGUUUUGUUGGACUUACAAUCCACACUGGGAGAAAUCAGCAACGAGUUUAACAGAACUGAAACUAAAAGUGCAUCAGCUGCGAAAGACAUGCUGAAUUUCUACAUGGGAAUUGUGGAUAAUACGAUUGGAAAUAAAGGCGUCGAAGUUUGGAAAAAUAUGCCGCUUUCAAGAAGUGAAAACGAACUUGAGAAAUUGUUGGAAAAAAAUGAAAACUUUGUUGGUGGAACUUCGGACAAGAUCUUGGGACCUGACACCAGUAGAGUCGAACUCGAGAAAGAAACACUUAGUGUGAAAAUGGUCACAGUUAAUGGGGAAGGCAACGUGGAGUUUGGUUUCCCAGGAGCGCAGAUUUGGACGGAAAACAUUCCUAAUGUUCGAAGCAGCGAUAAACUAAACGCCUAUGCCUUGUACUACAAAUCGUGGCGAGAUAUUCAGUCACAAAUCAGAGGCUCCCCACAACCAGACACCAACCCUAACGGUCGUUGGUUCGUUGGGAAAGGCGGGGUUAUUUCGCUGAGCACUAGAAAGAACAAAGAGAAAAAAUCUGUUCCAGUUACCUACAAAAUGAAAUUCGACAAUGAAAGCGACGUAUUCACUUCAAGUGACUCCAUUACUCGACGCUGCUUGUCGUGCGAGUAUUAUGACGUCACAAGUAACACGUGGCAGUCUUCCGGUUGCUACGCUAAGGGUGCUGACACGGAUGGUAUAACAUGCACCUGCAACCACACAACAAAUUUUGCAGCAUUUAUGUCGCCUUUUGAUGCUGACUUCACCAUGUCGGAAGAGCAAGCGACGUGGUUGAACGCUGUUGAAUAUGCUGGUUCCGCACUUUCUGUGGUUUGUCUUGUUGCGUCCUUCAUCACGUUUUGCUUGGUGCGUUCAUCAGUUCGAAACGAUCGCUUACGAGCUCAUAUUAACUUGGUAGUUGCGUUGUUCUUUGUACAUUCAAUACAGCUUGGAGCAGAUUAUGCUGUUUUCUCCGAGAGCCUGUGUGUGACAAUCACAUUGCUGACACAUUACUUUCUACUUGCUGCUUUCAUGUGGAUGUUCGUUGAAGGAGUUUUCCUUUAUCUUUAUGUAGUGCAGGUGUUCGUGCACUCCAGGUUCGAAAGCCGAUGGUGGAUGUACGCGCUUGGUUGGGGAACUCCUUUGAUUAUUGUUGCAGUUUCUGCAGGCUAUGGGAUUCCAAACGAAGUCUAUGUACAAAGGAAUCCACCCACUACACCACCCUGCCAGGAAGGCCAGAUACCAUACCCACCCCUGCCCUAUAACCCUAAAGAAGGUUUAAAGUACGCUACCUGCUGGCUCGACGUCACAUCCGGUAUGACGUGGAGUUUCAUUGCACCCGCUCUUGCUGUCAUCUUGUUUAACAUUGUUAUCCUAUGUAAAGUGGUUCAGGUGCUGGUCAAAUUAUCGGAACGAACAAAAGGAAUGAAAUCAUUUAAGGCAACAAACGCCAUUGGAGCUCAACAUCAUGUUAAACAAGGCUACCAGAUGAAGCAAAAGCCUUCCAGUCAAGUACCAACCGCCAAAGUUACCGAGUUCAAAACUCCGCCCAUAAGAUACGGAAGAAGUAACAGUGAUGACGUAUCCACACAGGAACUGCAUGGAAACGAGGUCACAGGAUUUCCUUCCAGAUCGUCAUCCCAGACUUAUUCACAAAACUUUGCCGUCGGUAGACCAAGGACAGCCACCGUAUCAAGCUUUGAUGAAACAAAUUAUCUUUCAGAUAUAAAAACAGCAAUUAAAGGAGCUGCCGUCUUGCUACCGGUCCUCGGAAUCCCAUGGAUUUGCGGAAUGCUGGGUUACAAGAGUUUUGCUCUUACUAUAGGAUUCGUUGUACUUAACUCCAUACAAGGUGUUGCUAUCUUUCUUGUGUAUUGUGUCUUCAAUGACGAGGUUUGUCGUGCCCUAAAACGGCUGUACCAAGUCCACCGUAUGAAACAUGGCGUUGCCGGUAGAGGGCGCACAAGUAGCACCAGCAGUCUCAAGUCCGCUUUCAACCGGGGACUACUACGAUCUUGGCGUCGUAGAAGUACUGCUAUCAGUACCGUCUCCACAAGUAAUAAUGUUUAGCAUUGUAAACCAGGUAUUGCUUUUGUUAUAAGCGAAAUCUUAUUAUUAUGUACAGGAUCAUACGUGUUAUAGUUCAAUGCCAUUGUACAAAGUAAAUAAAGAAGUUUUGUUUAUAUUUGAAAAUUUUUAUUUUGAUUCACGUUCAGCACUAUAGAUGCUUUAAGACCGUUCUGCCAUAGCUUGUGGCAAACCUAACGCUAAAGUUUACUUGCUCGCGUAUUAACCCUGUAUGUAGUGAUUGCUUUUUUUAUAACGGAUACAGCAGCGUCCUUAUUUAACCUUCACUUGCAUUUAUAUUAGUUUUAUGCAUUUAAAUCUUUCUAAUCAGUUCCACGCUUAGAAUUAUAGUAGGAUGGGGGAAGACGGGACACCUUAAGCACAUAAUAUCCAAACACGGGAGUCGUGAGGAUACGAUUGAUAAUUUUUUGAAUGUUCUUUCUUUACUACCAAAUGGGAGGAGAAAAUAGAAUGAAAAGGUAUCCCAUCUUUCCACACCCUGGUAUACAUGCAUCACCAUUUCCGAACAGUAUUAUUGUAAACGUUUCGCUGUAUCUAACAAAACAAGAUAAACGUGCCAUCGAAGAAUAUUAUUAACAUUAUAUCAACAUUCGAGUUUAUCCAAACACGCCUCAAUAUUUGAUGUACUGUACACUGUUUACACGUUACACGUUUAGAAAGUUUUUUUUUUCAUUUUAGUUCCAAUAUUUUUUACACAGUUUCAUGAUUAUCGUAUGUUAUAACAUUAAUUACUUUUCAAAAUCGAUGUAGCUUAUUUAUGUGAAAAAACUAACUUAUAGGGCAAACGUUAAUAUAUAGUAGGGUGGGAGAAGUUGGGACACCUUUAGCACGUAAUAUCCCAAUAUCCUGAUCGUGUUUUAAACAAUUAACAACAAUAUGGUUAGUCGCGAGGUUACGGUUUUAUAAUUCUUUAAAUAUUCUUUGUUUACUACCAAAUGAGACGAGAGAAUAGAAUGAAACACUAUCCCAUCUACCCCACCCUACUAUAAUAACUUUUUUAUGUGCAACGUUUAUUGAAAGCGGUUCUAUUACACGGAAAACUUUUCCACAAUAGUAAAUUGCUUGCUAAUGCUCUGUUGUGUUUUCGUGUUUAAUAAUAAUGACCAUAUACGCUAAGGCGAAAGACGCUGUGGGGUAAUUAGAAAUUCUUCCGCACAGAAUUUUUUUUUGCAUUGGUAGUAGACAGUGCUUUAUUGUGUUAAAGUUGUUCUGUUUAUGUUGCUUGUUAAAUUGCGCGUGUGUAUACAUUCAAGCUGCAUUAAUGCCGAAUAAAAUGUACAUGUUCA
Molecule: messenger RNA, 4382 nt
Organism: Ciona intestinalis (vase tunicate)
Lineage: Eukaryota; Metazoa; Chordata; Ascidiacea; Phlebobranchia; Cionidae
Source: RefSeq, a predicted model, not a curated record